CUGAUAUGUGCAACAAUGGACCAGAAAAUAAUAUCUCUAGCAUCAGAAAAAACAGCAGAUAGACUGCAGGAAUUUCUUCAGACCCUGAAAGAAGAUUAUUUGGCUAAUCUCCUUCAGAGUCAGGCAGUGAAAGGAAAAGCUGCUGGAGCACUCCUGCGAGCCAUCUUCAAAGGUUCCCCCUGCUCUGAGGAAGCUGGAGCUCUUAGGAGACUUAAGAUAUACAUUUGUUGUAUCCACUUAGUGGAAUCAGGGGAUUUGCAAAAAGAAGUAGCAUCUGAGAUCAUAGGAUUACUAAUGCUAGAGGCUCACAAUUUUCCAGGAUCAUUACUGCUUGAAUUAGCCAAGGAGUUUAUUAGUGCUAUCAAAGAGGGCAGCUUAACCAAUGGAAAGUCUUUGGAGUUAUUACCCAUUAUUCUCACUGCCCUUGUUGCCAACAAGGAAAAUCUGGAUUAUGAGAAAGGUGAACUGAGUGGGGAAGAAUGUAAGAAGCAGUUGAUUAACACCCUGUGUUCUGGCAGAUGGGAUCAGCAAUAUGUAAUCCAACUCACCUCCAUGUUCAAGGAUGUCCCUCUGACUGCAGAAGAGGUGGAAUUUGUGGUGGAAAAAGUGUUGAGGAUGUUCUCCAAGUUGAAUCUUCAAGAAAUACCACCUCUGGUCUAUCAGCUUCUGGUUCUCUCCUCAAAGGGAAACAGGAGGAGAGCUUUGGAAGGAAUCAUAACUUUCUUCAACAAGCUAGAUAAGCAUCACAAUGAGGAACAGAGUGGUGAUGAGCUGUUGGAUCUUGUUACCGUGCCAUCAGGUGAACUGCGUCAUGUGGAAGGCACCAUUAUUCUACACAUCGUGUUUGCCAUCAAACUGGACUGUGAACUAGGCAGAGAACUCCUGAAACACCUAAAGGCAGGACAACAAGGAGAUUUCAGUAAUAACAUAUGUCCCUUCAGCAUUGCCCUCCUGCUCUCUGUAACAAGAAUACAAAGAUUUGAGGAACAGGUGUUUGACCUUUUAAAAGCUUCAGUUGUAAAAAGCUUUAAGGAUCUUCAGCUUCUCCAAGGCUCAAAAUUUCUUCAGAAUCUAGUGCCUCAUAGGUCUUGUGUUUCAACCAUGAUCUUGGAAGUCGUAAAGAAUAGGUGAG
Molecule: messenger RNA, 1132 nt
Organism: Leptonychotes weddellii (Weddell seal)
Lineage: Eukaryota; Metazoa; Chordata; Mammalia; Carnivora; Phocidae
Source: RefSeq, a predicted model, not a curated record